This is a messenger RNA of Scatophagus argus, 7775 nucleotides long. It is a transcript of the gene uggt2, whose product is annotated as UDP-glucose glycoprotein glucosyltransferase 2. NCBI's taxonomy places the organism in Eukaryota, Metazoa, Chordata, Actinopteri, Scatophagidae. The transcript is spliced from 40 exons. Gene Ontology annotation, molecular function: UDP-glucose:glycoprotein glucosyltransferase activity. Gene Ontology annotation, cellular component: endoplasmic reticulum. The coding region runs from base 186 to 4754 and encodes 1522 amino acids. The record is from RefSeq and is a predicted model, not a curated record.
UUCACUCUUUUGUCAGACACGACUAAUGGCCAGCACGGGCCACCACAAUACGCGGCAACCCCGGCAACUUGCUAGCUACACGGGUUGUUAACCUAGCUGCCCAAAAUACCUACCUAAGGUCCGUUGCUUUGUAUGGAAGCGGUUAGCAUCUCUAACGGGGUUUAUGUUACGUCGCGCCGGAGAUAAUGAGGAACUUUACUGUGUUGUUACUGCUGCUGCUGAACAUAAAUCACGUCCUAUCAGCACCCAAAGGCGUCACUGCCAGUUUAAAAGCAAAGUGGAGCAUGACGCCUUUCCUCCUGGAGACAAGUGAGUUCAUUGGAGAAGAUGGGAAUGAGAAAUUCUGGCAGUUUGUUGACACUGUCAAAGAGCUCACUGUAUACAAACAUGGAGAGUCUGUGCGCUCGUACUACAACUUGAUCCUUAAGAAGGCUGCCCAGUUCCUCACAGAUCUUCAAGUUAAUCUCCUCAAAUUUGCUCUGGCCCUACGGUCAUACUCACCAGCUGUUCAUGCAUCCCAGCAGAUAGCAAGUGAUGAGCCUCCGCCUGAGGCUUGCCCAGCCUUUGUCUCCAUCCAUGGUCAACAUAGCUGCAGUACCAAGGAAAUCAAGAAGCUCCUGAAGGCAGCUGCAGGCAGGCCUAAGCCCUAUUUAUACAAGAAUGACCACAUGUACCCAGGAGUCAAUAAAACAGAUGUGCCAGUUGUGAUCCUCUAUGCUGAGAUUGGAACCAAGAAGUUCACCACUUUUCAUAAGGUGCUGUCAGAGAAGGCUCAAGAGGGCACACUUGUAUAUGUGCUGCGGCAUUUUGUAGCGGAUCCAAAGCCUCAAAAAAUGCUUCUGUCUGGGUAUGGAGUGGAGUUGGCUAUCAAAAGCACAGAAUACAAAGCUGUAGAUGACACCAAAGUAAAAGAUUCAAAGACAGUUGUGAAUGCUGAGGAUGAUAAUAACGAUGAAGUCCAUGGAUUCAUUUUUGGAACAUUAAAGAAAUCUCAUCCUGAAUUGAAGGAGCAACUCACCGAGCUUCGUAGACAUCUCCUGGAUAGCACUAAUGACAUGGUCCCUCUCAAAGUGUGGGAAAUGCAAGAUCUUAGUUUCCAGGCAGCUGCCAGAAUCACUUCUGUGCCAAAGUUUGAUGCUUUGAAGCUCAUGCGAGACCUUAGUCAGAACUUUCCGAGUAAAGCCAGAUCACUGACAAGAGUGGCCGUAAAGCAGGAAAUGAGAAAAGAAAUUGAGGAGAACCAAAAGCAUCUCAGUGAGACCAUUGGUGUUCACCCGGGAGAUGGGGAGCUCUUCAUCAACGGACUGCACAUUGAUCUGGACAUUCACAACCCUUUCAGCAUUUUGGACAUCCUCAGAGGAGAGGCCAGGGUCUUGGAGGGACUUCAUAACCUGGGUAUAAAAGGAGAACAUCAGGGCAAAGUGCUGAGGUUGCCUGUGAAUGCUGUGGAUGACAGCUAUGCCUUAGACAUCAGACAUCCGGCUAUAAUGUGGUUGAAUGACAUUGAGAAUGACCCAGUGUACCGCAGCUGGCCAUCCGGUGUACAGGAGCUCCUCAGAGCCACCUUUCCUGGAGUCAUCCGACAGAUCCGACGCAAUUUUUUCAACCUGGUGCUGUUCCUAGAUCCAGUGCAAGAAGAAAGUGUUGAGUUGGUGAAACUAGCAGAGCUUUUCUACAAGCACAAGAUCCCCCUGAGAAUUGGAUUUGUGUUUGUUGUCAACACCGAAGAGGAGACUGAUGGCUUCUCAGACGCAGGGGUUGGAUUUUACAGACUGCUGAAUUACAUUGCAGAAGAGUACGAUAUAUCCCAGGCUCUGAUAUCCAUGCUCUCAUUGUACAACAAAGUAGAUGUCGGGGAGACACUGACUGUUGAUACAAUCUCUGCUUACCUGAAGAGAAAAUUCCCCAAAGCCAAUGCUGAAAGGAUUCUCGGUGCAGAAUCCGAGUAUGAUGACAAAAGGCAGGAUGGUGCCCUCUUCUACAAAAAGAGUGGCUUGGGUGCCCUUCCUCUGGCUCUGUUUAAUGGAGUCCCUCUGAACCCAGAUGAGAUGGACCCAGACGAGCUAGAAACCAUCAUCCUGCAGCGCAUAAUGGACACCACCAACACCUUCCAGAGAGCCGUCUUUAUGGGUCAGUUGACUGAGGGCUCGGAUGUGGUGGACUAUCUAAUGGAGCAGGCCAAUGUGGUUCCCAGGAUGAACCCUCUCAUUUUGAACACUGACCGAAAGUACCUCGACUUCACUGCUAAGCCAGUUGUCGAUGAUUGGGAGGACACAACUAUGUUUUCAUUCUUGGACUCGAGAGACAAAACAGCAGUGAUGUCUAAGAGAAUGAAGUACUUUACAAACAGUGAUGAAGAUGGGAUGAGUACUGUGACCAUGUGGAUAGCUGCAGAUUUUGAGAAUAUCUCUGGAAGAAAACUUUUGCUCAGUGCUCUGAAAUAUAUGAAGGCCAGCCCUGGAGUACGUGUGGGUGUGAUAGAUAACCCCACUGGAAAGCCCAGCGACGAUAACUCUGUGCUGUACAGGGCUAUCUGGGCCUCUCUCCUCACCCAGAAGAAUAAGGCUGCAGCAGAGUUUGUGCAAAAACUCCUGAAAGAGGAGAGCAGCCAGCUCCUCCAGCAGGGGACCAAGAUGAAGGACUUACUGAUUCAGGGAAUGGACGAGGAUGCCUUUGAGAAAAAGUUCAACACAAUGGAAGUGGAUUUUAUCCGUAGUCAGCGGCUGUUUUGUCGAGACGUCCUGAAACUGAGUCCUGGACAGCGAGCAGUGAUCAGCAAUGGGAGGAUACUUGGUCCGUUUGAAGAACAGGAUGAAUUCACUGUGGAGGAUUUCCAUUUGCUGGAGAAGAUUACACUGAGCGGUUCUGCAGAGAAAGUCAAAGCCAAAGUUAAACAGAUGGGGAUAAAGCCAAAGCACGGCAGUGAUUUAGUUAUGAAAGUUGACGCCCUCUUAACUGCAGCACCCAAAGGCGAAGUCAGGAGGGAUGUCCACUUUAUCAAAGACAGCCACAGCGUGCUCCAUCUCUCUCCACGUGAAAACGAGGUGUUCUAUGAUGUUGUGGCCAUCAUUGACCCCCUCACUAGGGAGGCACAGAAGAUGUCCACUCUGCUGAUUGUGCUCAGUCAAGUGGUCAAUGUGAGACUCCAGGUGUUUAUGAAUUGCAGGGCCAAGUUGUCCGAGAUGCCCCUCAAGAGCUUUUACCGUUUUGUCUUGGAGUCAGAUGUGACCUUCUUGGCCAACGACACAGUGGCUCCAGGACCAGUUGCCCGCUUCACAGAGCUCCCUGAGUCUCCUCUUCUCACCCUUAAUAUGAUCACACCAGAGAGCUGGAUGGUGCAGGCUGUCCGCAGCCCCCAUGACUUGGAUAACAUCCAUUUGCAGGAGGUGAGCGGGGUUGUGACAGCAGAGUAUGAGCUGGAGCACCUCUUGCUGGAGGGCCACUGCUUCGACCUGUCGACUGGCCAACCUCCCCGCGGACUGCAGUUUACCCUGGGCAUGAGUCGAGACCCGCUCAUGUAUGACACUAUUGUCAUGGCUAACCUGGGAUAUUUCCAGCUUAAAGCCAAUCCUGGUGCCUGGAUCCUGCGAUUACGUAAAGGGAGAUCAGAGGAUAUCUAUCAGAUUCUCACGCAUGAUGGAGCCGACUCCCCUGCAGAUGCUGAUGAUGUAAUAGUUGUGCUGAACAGUUUCCAUAGUAAGAUCAUCAAAGUCAGGGUGCAGAAAAAGGCAGAGAAGAUCAAUGAAGAUCUGUUAAGUGAAAAUAGUGAAAGCAAAGGCAUAUGGGACUCCAUAGCAAGCAUCACAGGUGGUGGCUCCAAGAAGGGUGAUGCAGAGAAGAAAGAGGAUGUUCUAAACAUAUUUUCUGUAGCAUCGGGCCAUCUGUAUGAGCGCUUUUUGAGAAUAAUGAUGUUGUCCGUCCUUCGGCAUACCAAAACACCUGUCAAGUUCUGGUUCCUCAAGAAUUAUCUCUCCCCCUCUUUCAAGGAGACCAUCUCUUACAUGGCAGAGUCGUAUGGCUUUCAGUAUGAACUGGUACAGUACAAGUGGCCCCGUUGGCUCCACCAGCAGACUGAAAAGCAGCGCAUAAUCUGGGGAUAUAAGAUCCUCUUCCUGGAUGUUCUGUUCCCUUUGGCUGUGGACAAGAUCAUCUUUGUGGAUGCUGACCAGAUAGUUCGGGCUGAUCUGAAGGAGCUGAGGGAUUUAGACCUUGAGGGUGCUCCUUACGGCUACACUCCAUUUUGUGAUAGCCGCAGAGAGAUGGAAGGCUAUCGUUUCUGGAAAACCGGCUAUUGGGCCUCACAUCUAGGACACAGGAAAUACCACAUCAGCGCUCUCUAUGUAGUAGAUUUAAAGAAAUUUCGGAAGAUUGCAGCCGGGGACAGAUUACGAGGUCAAUACCAAGCCCUGAGCCAAGACCCCAACAGUCUGUCCAACCUGGACCAGGACCUCCCUAACAACAUGAUUCACCAGGUGGCCAUUAAGUCUCUUCCCCAGGAGUGGCUGUGGUGUGAGACGUGGUGUGAUGACACUUCCAAAGUCACAGCUAAGACUAUAGACCUGUGCAAUAACCCAAAGACCAAGGAGCCCAAGCUAAGCGCCGCAGCGAGGAUCGUGCCUGAGUGGGUCGAAUACGACAACGAAAUAAAGCAGCUACUGAGACGGGUGCUGGAACAAGAAGACACAGAAACACAAAGACAGACUCCCUCUCCUUCACAACAUAAAAAAGUAGACAACCAGCGUGAUGAACUUUAGUGGCUGCCAGCACCAUGCUGAAGAGGAAGGAGGCAGUUCCUUCUGCAUUCAGGCCACCUGUGAAUCUUGAACACAGACAAUUCCAUCUAAACAUAGCCAUAGACUGUUACAUCCUCAGACGGAGAGGGAUGUUAUAUUUUCAGAUGCCAUAUCUGCUUCUGCAGUCAAUACGUCUUACAAAUAACACGCGAUGUGAGUGUUAGCUGCCAACUGUGAACUUGGGGUGUGCUGUCAGUACUACAGACAGGUCUCGGUUAGUAUGUGGUUAGCGGAGCAUGAAGUAAACACAUAAAGAGUAAAUGGGAAAUCAGUCAAAGCACUCUUUUAAGUGCAUGUUUGAGAAUAAGUAGAGGGAAUAUAUUUAUGCACUGAUGAUGUAUGCAAAGAAUCAAAUGGAAAAGGCACAUAUCUAAGAAUCUAAUUUGAAAGUUUAAUUAAUAAUUUUUGUACAACUCCUCAACAAGCUGAUGGAUGUGGACGUUUUUAAUCUGACUAUGCAUUGACUGACAUGCUCAAACCAAAGUCGUGACUGGCGUAGAGCUAUUCGUGCUUUCACGAUUUCACAACUUGCUGUCAAGUUGUUGCAUUUGUACGUAGCCUUCCUGCCCAGGUUUUAUUAUAUAAAAAAGGAGAUCAACAAGUUACACCAGAAAACUGGCUCUCAUUGAUCAUGAAAGUGCAUUUUAUGUGCAAUACUUUCCUCAUCGUCAUCAAUCAAGUAGCUAAUUUCUGUUGGAAAAAAAUACAAAAUACAUGCAGACCCUGUUAGUUAUUACUGGUGGAACAUAUUCACUAAGGAGCUCAUCACUUCUCCACUAUCCUGUAAAGUUGUUGCAAAAUUAUAACUUAAGUAAAAUUCAUACAAAUUUAGGAUAUUACAUUACAAAUACCAUCAGUCCUGCACACGUUUACUUCAGUCCAGAAACUUCAAACACACUCUUUAUCGUAUGUUGCAGUCAAGUCGAACUGUGACCAGGACACAGAGAGCUAUGCUUCUCUCAGCUGCUGUUCCAGACACACCUGGUUUAUGUUUCUGGUUUUGUGGCUCAAAUUCAUGUGGCCUAAUUGGUUUCAAUAUGAUGGACAGUCAGACACCUGAUCUCAGGCAACAUCGUCGUCCGAUAGAAGUUAUAUUUAUGUUUAGGCUAUUUGUUGUUUGUGGUUCUUGGUGGCUGUGAGAACCGGUUUGUCAUUAAUGAUGUUUGUUUUGAGAUCCUUCUAGAAGGAUGCAUUUUUCAUUUUCACGGAAAGGGAUGACAAAAACAAGGCUGGGGAGGGUCUUGCUUUUUUUUUGUUUUGUUUUGUUAAAUAAACAUUGAACCUAAGAUUGAGGCCCAAUGUCCCCCCAGUGUCCCUCCAACUUUUGUUCUGUCACUUAGAACAACUAGACACUUUACUGCUAGCCAACCCCCCCCCCCCCCAAACAGCAAUUUUGAUAAAAGACACGGAAGGAAAGUUUGGAUUUCCCAAGUGGUGUGCCCUUCAUCCAUGGGUGUGCUUGGGGUCAUAAUAAGAACAGUACUUGUCAAGAGGAGAGUUGUGUCUCUUCGAAAAAAUAAGAGCAAAAGUGUAAGGAAUGGAUUAAAAUUAAAGUUAAAUGGAAUCAAAGAUAACUUAAAACUUAAAAGGAUUAAACUUAAAUUUAUCUGCUCUAUUAUAAGCUGCAAGUGUGCCCCCACCAGGCUAGCUAGCUUCUUAACAUACUGCAAAAAAAAAAAAAAAAACUGCAUACAGCGUUAUUUCCAAAGGCAAGAGGCAUAUUACUUAACUCCUUGAUUGUGAGGGGUCGACUUGUACUUACCAUUGACAUAUCUUAAUAUCCAGUCAUUGGUAUUUGCUGCUACUUACAUACUUCCCUUGCAUGAUAAACAUUCUUAUUUUAACCCAAACCAUUAUCUUUGCGGAACAAACUUGCAACCAUUUCAUGUCAAAUAAGUCAUGGACUGUAAUACAUAAGCGUACAAACAGCACACCAAUGGCUGAGUUUCAUUCUUAACUUGUUCUCAGUAUUGUGUUGUCAGCAACAGGCAUACUGGCAGAGCCUUUGAGACGACCUUUAUAAUGAAAGUGCAACAGCUCUAUAUUGCAGGAAAGGGCACUUUCACGCAUUAAUGCAAAUUUUCUGGCCAUACAUCCUCAUUCCCGUCAUUAAUUAUACACCCCUACUAUUAACUGUAACUAAAUGCUGUUGCACUACAUCAGAUCAAAAUCUGCAAGGGACAAUUAUCAUUUCUAUUUUGACAGCCAUCGAUGAGAAAUGAGAAACAUGGUUUUAAUUGACUGCUUUGUCUGCUCUCACCCCUGAGGUUCUUUAAGUUCCUUAAUUGGUGGGUCUUGUUUUUUUUUUGUUCAUCGUGCUUAGACACAUCAACAUGGAGUUAGAGAAGAAAGCAUAGGACAGAUGGACAAUCAGGCCAAAGACAAUCAAUCUCCUUGUCUUUGGAUGGUAGUGAAAAGGCCAUCUAAAAAUACCAGCCCAGAGGAACCUUUAAGUUCUCUGAAAAGUAGGUCCUGGAACCAACAGUUCCAAGUACUGGAGAGCUUGACAGGCAUAGCAACAGUUACUGAAAGAUAUAGGUUUGCGACCGGUCUGUCUGCAAAGUCAUGGGAGCUCCAUAAUGACUUUGGUUCAGCAGACCAGGCUAGACUUUAUAAGUUAUGGAUCAGAUAGUCCUCAUUUGCACACUAAAUGUUGUAGUCUUUGGAUAGAAAAUAGGAUUUUAACUUAUUUUUCCAUUAUGUUUACAUCUCACACACACACACACACACACACACAUCCACCUUCCUUGUAUUCAAGUUUCAGAAGGAAAUUAUCUGAAUUCCACAGUGGACCAGUGUUUUUGUCUCAGGAAUAAGAUGGGUGUUCAACUGAAGUCAAAAGUAGUGUUUUUAUGUCUUAAAAGCUAUUAAAAGUGGGUGCAGGAAGUUUGCUCUCAGGACACCUAUCUUUCACUGUGCUGUGUCAAAGAGACAUGUUUAUAUUACUAUAUGGUGGGAAAAAAAUAAAUCUUUGCAACAAAA